UGCCCUGGUUAAUGUUCGACCCAGAGCAGCGAAGCUGCAUGUGAUAUCUUGAUGUGAACCUUCAGCUUCCGCUUACGCUGCAGCCACUCUCAGUGCAGCAUGGAGGAUUAGUGAGCCUCCACUCAGCCUUUUCUCUCUCAGCUUAAAGAAUUCCUCUUUUCUUUCUUCUUUGCACUUUUUCAUUUGCACAUUCUUUCUCCCGAUUUGUGCCAAUUUCUUUCACUUUCUUGUUGAAAUGAUUAUAUCUUCAUGAUGGAUCCAAGACGUGCAUCAAGAACUGAGAGGUUAGGGUCAAAGUUGAGCAGAAUGAUGAGCGAUGACAAUCAGGAGGCUUUCAAAAAAGUCACUCGAAAGCCAGGCCUGCAGAUAUGGACCAUCAACGACCUGAAGAUGGUUCCUGUUCCCGCCCAGAGCUUUGGCAACUUCUUUGAAGGAGACUGUUAUGUUGUUCUACAUAUGACAGAGAGUAGAGGUUCGGGACAGUCUGCUGACAUUCACUACUGGAUAGGAAAGGCCUCGUCUCAGGACGAGCAGGGUGCGGCCGCCCUCUACGUCACCCAGCUGGACGAGCAUCUGGGGCGCAGCCCAGUGCAGCACAGGGAGGUUCAGGGCAGCGAAUCACCGCGAUUCAGGGGCUACUUCAAAAAUGGCAUCAUAUACAAGAAGGGAGGAGUGGCCUCGGGUUUCACCCAUGUUGACACAAAUGCCUACAACGUCCUGCGACUCCUGCACGUCAAAGGGAAGAAACAUGUCACAGCCAAAGAGGUGGAGGUGUCAUGGAAGAGCUUCAACAGCGGGGACAUAUUCCUCCUGGAUAUGGGGAAAACCAUAGUGCAGUGGAACGGCCCCAAGAGCAACAGGAGUGAGAAGUUGAAGGCUGUGCUGUUGGCCCAGGACAUCCGCGACAGGGAGAGAGGAGGUCGCGCUCAGAUUGGUGUGGUGGAGGGAGGUCAUGAGAAGGAUUCUCCUGAUCUGAUGAAGGCCAUGAAUGCAGUGCUGGGUCAGAGGAGUGGUCACCUGAAGGAGGCCACGCCUGAUGAUGCACCUAACACCGUGCACAACUCCAGUGUCAAGCUGUACCAUGUUUUUGAUAACAAUGGUAAUGUCGUGGUUCAAGAGGUGGCGACACAACCUCUAACACAAGACCUGCUGCAGUCUUCGGACUGUUACAUCGUGGACCAGAACGGCUCCAGUGUGAUGGUGUGGAAAGGCAAACACGCCUCGAAGAAGCGCAAUGCCAUGAACCGAGCCAUGAGCUAUAUCAAAGCUAAGAACUACCCGGCCAGCACCAGGGUGGAGGUGAUGAGUGAGGGUGGAGAAUCAGCCUUGUUCAAGCACUUGUUCAAGUCCUGGAAGGAUAAGGGACAAACUCAGGGGCUGGGAACAACCCACAGUGUGGGAAAGAUAGCGAAGGUCGACCAGGGGAAGUUCAAUGUGAUGGAGCUCCACGCCCGCCCUGAGCUGGCAGCACAGCAGCGCAUGGUGGACGAUGCGUCAGGAGACAUUAAGGUGUGGCGCAUUGAGAACUUGGAGCUGGCUGAGGUGAAUCCCAAAACAUAUGGACAGUUCUAUGGUGGGGACUGUUACCUGAUACUGUACACGUACAAAAGAGCUCAUCAGCAGCAGUACAUCCUCUACAUGUGGCAGGGUCUACACGCCACCAAUGAUGAGAUCACGGCCUGUGCCUACCAGGCUGUUACUGUGGAUAAUAAAUAUAACGGAGCUCCAGUCCAGGUCAGGGUGGUGAUGGGAAAGGAGCCCCGACACUUCCUGGCUAUGUUCAAAGGAAAACUCAUCAUCUUCGAGGGCGGCACAGGACGACCAGGUGUGGUGAACCCUGACCGUGGUGCCAGGCUGUUCCAGGUCAGAGGAACCCAUGAGCUGAACACCAAAGCUACUGAGGUCCAGGCCAGAGCUUCAUCUCUGAACACCAACGACGUGUUCCUUCUGAAGACAGAUCGCGUCUGUUACCUGUGGUAUGGAAAGGGCUGCAGCGGUGAUGAGAGGGUGAUGGCCAAGGAAAUGUCCAAUGUGCUGACCAAGCAGGACAAGCAGGUGGUGAUGGAGGGCCAGGAGCCAGCGGAGUUCUGGGUCGCUCUGGGAGGAAAAGCUCCUUAUGCCAGUGACAAGAGACUGCAGAGGGAGGAGCCUCCUCACAGCCCACGUCUCUUUGAAUGCUCCAAUCAGACGGGUCGAUUUAAGAUGACUGAGGUGGACGACUUUGCUCAGACUGACCUGGACGAAGAGGACGUGAUGCUGCUGGACACCUGGGAGGAGAUUUUCUUCUGGGUUGGAAAGGCUGCCAACCAGUCUGAGACCAAACAGGCGUGGACCUCUGCCCAGGAAUACCUGAAGACCCACCCUGCGGGCCGCGACCCCAACACUCCCAUCGUCUUUGUCAAACAGGGCCACGAACCGCCCACAUUUACAGGGUGGUUCAACGCGUGGGAUCCUCAUAAGUGGAGCGGAGGCAACUCCUAUGAGGAAAUGAAAAAAAAGCUGAGCGAUGCAACAUCUCUCUCACAGGUCACUGUAGACCUUAAGCAGUCAUACAUUAGUCCCAAUUCACCCAGCGGAGGUGGGUACAGGGCUCCAGGUAGCUCUAUGACCUCCCCUCCAGUUUACAGGCUCCAUAGUUUUGGACCUGUUUCACCGGGACCCUCCACUCCCACCAGUCCAUUUGCAGGUAGAGGCCAGAGCUCUGUGACCCUCUCACCUUUUGCUCCCUCAUUUGGAGGAAUGUACAUGGACCCUGAACUUCUGGUGAACAAGUCUGUCAGUGAGCUGCCUGAGGGGGUGGACCCCUGUCAGAGAGAGGACUUCCUGUCUGAUGAGAAUUUCGAGAAACUUCUGGGCACCGGCCGUUUGGAAUUUCAGCGUCUGCCAAAGUGGAAACAAACUGACCUGAAGAAAAAAGCAGGACUAUUCUGAGAUGGAUUAAAGAAUAACGGUUUUUAUUGUCAAUUUUUACUAAAAUAAUAACGUAAAUAUCAACAUGGAAAAUCUCAACCAUUGGCCAAAUUGUACCGAGUAUGACAGUUGCGUAGAAAGACACUGAUAAGUGUUAUUAAAAUCAUAAGUAUGAUGAUGACAUGGAUAUCACUUGAAAUGUGCUUUAUAACUUCAUCCAGAGGUCCCCAACCAUGUGACAUGCCGACAGUAUAAUUCUAAUAAUUAACAAAAAUGCAUGAUCGGAAUCGCCACUUUUCCAUAUAAUAAACACUUAUUGUAGGGCGUCUUUAAAUGCUGGAAAUGCCGGAGAGGAGGCGGAAGACGAGCCUUAUAUUUUCGAAAUAAAAGCAUAUUGCUUUAUUGCAAUUGCACUUUGACAAGUGAUCGACACAUCCACAACACUGUAGAACGUGGCAUUGGUAAGUUUUACUUUGUGCACUUUAUUUUUGUUUAAUGUCGUAUCACGUUGUUUGUUUGGUAUUUUCACCGCACGUGUUAACAUGAAACCGGUCCGUGGUAACACAAAGGUUGGGGACCUCUCUUUAUAUCUAUACUUUGAAUGUUUUUAUUUUUUGCUUUGCUGAAUCAUUUAAAUUAUAAAUAAACACAAAUCCUUAA
Molecule: messenger RNA, 3570 nt
Organism: Cynoglossus semilaevis (tongue sole)
Lineage: Eukaryota; Metazoa; Chordata; Actinopteri; Pleuronectiformes; Cynoglossidae
Gene: vill
Product: villin-like
Biological process (GO): barbed-end actin filament capping; cytoskeleton organization; actin polymerization or depolymerization
Cellular component (GO): actin cytoskeleton; cytoplasm
Molecular function (GO): phosphatidylinositol-4,5-bisphosphate binding; actin filament binding
Source: RefSeq, a predicted model, not a curated record